UUCAGGAUUUUCCGUUCGCGUUUGAGUUUUCUUGGCGGGUGAUACAGUUAACUAUCCUUAUAUUAUGGCACGUAUUUUAUUUAUUGAACCGUUUUUUGCUGGUUCACAUAAGCAAUUACUGGAUACCUUAAUAAGUGGCAUAGACUUCGAGGAAUUCGGUUAUGAAUUGCUCACUCUUCCUGGCAAAAAAUGGCAUUGGAGGGCCAGAACAAGUGCACUUUACUUUGCUGAAGUAAUUCCUAGAAAACAUGUUUAUGAAGUGUUAUUUGCUAGCUCAGUUUUAAACAUGGCAGAGUUGAUUGCUCUUAGGCCAGAUCUGAUGCCAUGCAGAAAAAUUCUUUACUUCCACGAGAAUCAGUUGAUUUAUCCAGUAAGAAAACAACAAGAAAGAGAUUUUCAAUAUGGUUAUAAUCAAAUCAUAUCAUGUAUGGUGGCUGAUAACAUUUUCUUCAACACAUUAUUCAACCUUACCUCAUUCUUGGAUUCUAUUCCUUCAUUUUUUAAACUACAGCCAGACCACAGACCAAAAAAUUUGCCAGAAAUGAUCAGGCCAAAAUGCAAAGUUUUAUAUUUCCCUAUCUCAAUUCAAAACUCGCCGAUCAGUUCUGAAGUAAGAAAAACUGAUGAUACUGCAGGUCUUCACAUCGUUUGGCCUCAUAGAUGGGAACAUGACAAAGGCCCUGACAAAUUUUUCAUGGUUAUUGACGCCCUUAUUGAAAAAGGUUGCAAGUUCAGGUUGUCUAUAUUGGGAGAACAGUUCCAGCAAAUUCCAUUAGUUUUCGAUGAAAAAAAACUACAAUAUGAAGCGUCCAAUAAUUGCCAAGUAUUGGAUUGGGGAUGGGUAAAUCGCGAUCGUUAUGUGGAUUUACUUUCAUCCGCUCAUGUAGUUGUGUCGACAUCUGAACAUGAAUUUUAUGGGGUCUCAAUGAUAGAAGCUACAAUCUUGGGCUGCUUCCCAUUAUGUCCCUGGAGAUUGUCUUAUCCGGAAAUCUUCCCUGAAAAAUGCUUAUAUCGAACAGAAAACCAGUUGGUUAAACAACUGAAAUAUUUCUGUAAGAAUCCAAAUGCCUCAAGAAACUUAUCAGUAAAUCUUGACCAAUUCAAGUGGAUUUCGCUUAAGUCUCAAUACGAAGAAGCUUUGUUGCUAAAGAAGGAAGUUAACCAAUGCAGCGCUCACUGAGUGAUUUCAGUUUUGCCGUUUGGCUCUACAUCCUUUUCAGAAGCCAGGUGGUGUACAGCCAUCCUUGUUAAUACAUCAUGAGAAUUUGCUGAUAUUCUCUGGAUAGGUACCUUUAAAGUUUCUAAGUUAAGUUCCAUUUUGAGCCCACUGAUACUCGUUCUAGUAAGUAAUCCAUUCUGUCAAAUAUUCUUCAUUGUCACGGUUUCACCCAAAUAGUUACGAUCUCUCCUUUAGAUUUAUGCGAUAAAACAUUUCUUCUAUGAUUUUAAGGAGGUCUAAGGGAAUGUUUAACGCAUGUUGCAGAUUCGGCAUAAUCUGGGGAAGUAGUUGUGGCUGGCUAAAUUCAAAUUUUAUUAGUUCUCAACCACACAGAUUACAUUUAUCACAGAUAACUACGCCUAUUAAUUUAUUUAGCUUUUA
This is a messenger RNA of Daphnia carinata, 1600 nucleotides long. RefSeq names its product glycosyltransferase-like domain-containing protein 1. The transcript is spliced from 10 exons. Lineage: Eukaryota; Metazoa; Arthropoda; Branchiopoda; Diplostraca; Daphniidae. The record is from RefSeq and is a predicted model, not a curated record. Gene Ontology annotation, molecular function: glycosyltransferase activity. The coding region runs from base 65 to 1180 and encodes 371 amino acids.